Molecule: messenger RNA, 556 nt
Organism: Lathyrus oleraceus (garden pea)
Lineage: Eukaryota; Viridiplantae; Streptophyta; Magnoliopsida; Fabales; Fabaceae
Exons: 3
Coding region: 8-556 (182 amino acids)
Source: RefSeq, a predicted model, not a curated record
AGAACGAAUGGUGGGGUGUCCUGUUACCAACUUCUCUGAUAUCGUGGUAGCUGGAGAAAGAAUAGAGAGUUGGUUAAAGCUGGGCAAAAUUCAGGGUGCGUCUUCUUCUUCUUCAGGGUCGAAAAAGCCGUUUGGUAACAAUGGUGGACAGAGGAAGAAAGAGGGAGAUACCAGUGCAGUGUACGCUCAACGCGGACCCAGUAGGGACCGUUACUUCCAGCACAAUGCUGCAGUAACAAUUCCUGCUGAGUCUCAUUCAGCACAACCGCAACAACAACAACAGCAGCAACAGCAACAAAGACAACAACCCUUUCAGCAGAGACAACAAAGGGCUGGUUAUCAGAUCCGAGGCAGAGCGCAGGAUCGUCAAUUUGAUAGGCCUCCAGUGAGUUAUGCUUUCUUGUUUAAGAAGCUGCAGGAUUUGGGCCUUGUGCAGACCAGAACUCUGGCACCUUUGAGACCUGAUCAAAGGCCAGCCAGUUAUGAUGAGAAUGCUAAAUGUGAAUUCCACUCGGGUGCGCCCGGGCACAACAUUGGGAACUGUGGUGAAGUUUAG